GAAGCCGCGUAUGCCAUGACGACAAGCCCCGUCGUGAUUGCCGUAAUCUCCCCCGUCCGUCAUGCUGCGGGGGGAUGGCAGCGCCGAGCAGUUCCGGGCGGGGUCGGAGCUGGUGUUUAUCCGAUCUCGGAUCUCGGAUCAAUCCAUCCGAUCCCCAUCUUAUCUCCGGGCCCACCAAACGGGCUGUUCUGCUUUAGGGAAUUCGCCGUCCACUCCCCCGCCUAUGCCUUUGUGUUCUCCUUUCCGCGGCAACUCUACCACUCGUUGAACACCGCGUCUACGGACAUCACCAUGAUGACAGGGAGCUACAACAUGGAGUUGUCGCUCAGUAUGAGUGAGAGAAUGCAGAUGUUGGGUGGGAAGCCUGGUUGGUGGUGCCGGUGAAGUGGGUUCCCGGGCUAUACGGGGAGGAGAUGGACAUGACAAAUGCAUAGUGUUGAUUCUCCAAAAAGUCGUAAGAAGACGCAGGUAAUUCAAGAAAGCCAACUCUCAAUAUUCGACACGCU
Molecule: messenger RNA, 506 nt
Organism: Aspergillus saccharolyticus JOP 1030-1
Lineage: Eukaryota; Fungi; Ascomycota; Eurotiomycetes; Eurotiales; Aspergillaceae
Exons: 2
Coding region: 16-384 (122 amino acids)
Source: RefSeq, a predicted model, not a curated record